AACAGUUUUUCAGGGUGGCUCAUAUACCGGAAGCGGGUAAAGUUAGCAUUACUUCCAUGUAUCUUGUGGGUGAUGAAAAAACUAUGGUGGAAACCCAGAGUUGAGGAUUCUUCACGCCAACCUAUCACCGAUUGGCCAGAGAUGAAACAAGAGCUGAGAAAGAUGUUUUUGCCGUGUAAUGUUAUGUUAAAGGAAAAUCCUCUUAAGGAAGGCCUUAUACUUGACUAGUGUAACAUUUCAUUUACUUGUUCUCUAUCGUAUUAUUUCAUUUGAUCAACUGUAUCGCCAAAGGUAUUAUUUCUCUUUAAUACUUUCUUUUUUCCCUAAAUAUUUUGUUGGCCUGUUCAUUCUCUCUGACAUAUAGAUGGAGCCUAUAUUUUGAUAGAAUAGCAAACUGAAACUUUUAUGUUUCUCAGCAGUAACGAUUCGACAGAAACCAAGAUAAGCUUGAAGCUGUUUAUUGAUAAAAGGUCCAAUAAAGUCCUCUUUGCUGAAGCUCGAAAGGAGUUUGUGGAUUUCCUAUUCUACCUCCUUUCCUUGCCUGUAGGUACCUUUAUCAGGCUCCUCAAAAGUGGAAACAUGGUUGGCUCUAUAGGCAACGUGUACCAGAGCCUGGAAAACUUAAAUGAAGCUUAUGUGCAGCCCAAUCAACAUACGAAUUUUCUCUUGAAACCUGAUAUGCCAUAUGUUGUAACCAGUGUUCCUCCCCUGUUGCCUGACACUAGUCAGGAUCCAGCACAGAGAAAGUUCUAUAAAUGUGCAAACAAUCAUCGUUACGCGACGGACAUUUUAAAUGCAAUUUGUCCUUCCUGCAAGUCCUCAAUGUCUAGUGAAGUGACUUUUGUUGGUAGGAAUUCUGAUAUGGCGGGUUCAACUACUGAGGGAGGUGUUGAGAAGGGCUUGGCUACAUACAUGGUGAUGGAUGAUUUAACGAUAACACCAAUGUCAAUGAUUUCUGGUGUUGCUAUGCUAAAUAAGGGCAAUGUUAAGGAUUUCAGUGCUCUUGAGGAAAGAAUGGUUUGAGUUCAGCAUCAACGAGGGUCUGGAGAUGUUGAGGGCUUCUCUGCAGUUAAAGGCCGCUCUAGCCCAUGUCUUCAUUGUGAACGAGUUAAAGGAAGUUUAAAUCUCUUACUGGAACUAGUUUUUGCAGGGCUUUUGAGAAU
Molecule: messenger RNA, 1163 nt
Organism: Theobroma umbraticum
Lineage: Eukaryota; Viridiplantae; Streptophyta; Magnoliopsida; Malvales; Malvaceae
Source: RefSeq, a predicted model, not a curated record